Molecule: messenger RNA, 1323 nt
Organism: Harpegnathos saltator (Jerdon's jumping ant)
Lineage: Eukaryota; Metazoa; Arthropoda; Insecta; Hymenoptera; Formicidae
Product: short transient receptor potential channel 4
Exons: 7
Coding region: 1-1323 (440 amino acids)
Biological process (GO): regulation of cytosolic calcium ion concentration; calcium ion transmembrane transport
Cellular component (GO): cation channel complex; plasma membrane
Molecular function (GO): store-operated calcium channel activity; inositol 1,4,5 trisphosphate binding
Source: RefSeq, a predicted model, not a curated record
AUGGCGGAUAACAACGCGAUAGCUGGAACGGAGGACGAACUCGAAGACUAUCCCAGCGUGACAUUUCCGCUGUUGCAAGAACUCGAGAAAAAAUUCUUCGAAAUCGUUGCCGACGGAAAUAUCACCGAAGUGCGAUUAUUCCUGAACGAGCAUCCAGAUUUCAAUAUUAACGUCAUAAAUUUUCAAGGUGUUAGCGCGCUCAAUAUCGCCGUGAACGAGAGAAAUAUACCGAUGGUGGAGUACCUCUUGUCUCUGCCGGAAAUCGAUCCGGGCGAUGCGCAUCUACACGCAAUCAGGAAUAAUCAAAUACGGGUCACCAUGAUGAUACUGGACAAGCUGAAUGAAUUGACGCCCGGCUUCGAAUACGCCGGCAUCACUCACAGCCCCGAUUUCCCAGAUGAUACAACCCCUCUCGCCGUCGCGGCGCAAUAUGGACACUUCGAGAUGAUUGAUAUGCUCAGAUUCCGACGUCACAUCCUAUAUAAGCCUCAUCCUCCUAGCUGCAAUUGCGAAGAAACGUGCAAGUACGACGACGCUCACGCGACGAAUACGAAACGUAUCCUUCCAAAACCGGAAAGGGAAAAGGGCGAUAUCCUGACCAUGGAGAAAAUGCGAUUGUUUAUGUACAGAGCGGUAUCGAACCCGGCCUAUAUUUGUCAAACCGAGGAAGAUCCGAUUCUGAAGGCUUUCGAAUUAUCCGCCGAGCUUAGCAGGGAAGCGACGUUCGAUAAAGAAUUUUAUCCCGACUAUAAAGCGCUGUCCAAAGAGGUGUCUCAAUUCGCUACAGACUUGAUCGGAUGCGCUCGUAAAGUCGAUGAGGUCGAGUGUAUCUUAAAACGAAACGUCGGUUUCGGUCGUGCCUCCAGCUUCGUGUACCCGCGACUCCUGUUAGCUUUGGAUUAUGAGCAAAAAACCUUCGUGGCUCACCCGAACGUACAGCAGUUGGUCGAGAGCACGUGGAUCGGCAGCUGGCACGAAUGGAAGGUUCGCAGCAUGUGGCUGAAGUGCUUGUCGGUGAUCCCGCAGGUCGGUAUGCUACCGUUUAUAGCAUUCGUCAUGAUGGUCGCGCCAAACUCGAAGCGAGCCAAAUUCUUCGAAAUCCCAGUGAACAAAUUCCUCUCUUCGGUGGCAAAUUAUUUGAUAUUCCUUACGUUCGUGUUCCUGCAGUCGCACAGCGACAAGACCGAGCAGCUUCGCGGACCGCCCAAUACCGGAUUCGAAUGGAUCCUCGUCAUUUACGUCGUGUCAUAUAUAAUCGCGCUCAUUCGACUGUGCAUCGUGGACGGGCCGGCCAGGUGUUUCAGGACACGUAGAAAUUGGUGA